Molecule: messenger RNA, 8844 nt
Organism: Linum trigynum
Lineage: Eukaryota; Viridiplantae; Streptophyta; Magnoliopsida; Malpighiales; Linaceae
Source: the annotation of a GenBank genome assembly
UGGUCCCAGACCAACCAAAAAAAAAAAAAAAAGGUUUGAAUCACAUCUCAAGGAAUAAAGAAUUUGGAACUACAUGCAUAUUAGUGGGAGUCUCGCGGCUCUCGCCAUCCCUUUGUCCCUAACAUCAAUGCCACUACUACUGCAACUAACUACAAGCACCGCUUCUUUUUAUUUUGUGCCCACAAAAUUUGAAUUUUAGUUGGGGAACCACCAAACUUGCGCAUUCCCACAAAGUUUAAAUGAUAUAUAGUACAUGAAAAUUCUUAAGUACAGAUCCCAUGUGUCUGUGCUGGUCUCAAAAGGACCAGUUAUGAUUUAAGUUACAAAUGUCAGCAGCUGAAGUUCAAUGAAAUAUUAUAUCAAGUUCAUGAGCAUUUAAAAAAAAAAUUAGAGUGCUCUUUCGAACGAGAAUUUGAUGAGUAUUUUAAAAAGUAAUUCAUAGAUGAUCCUAAAUUGGUGGAUCUGAAUAAUUUGAAGACUUCUAAAACGAAAUCUGUUUGCUGAUAGUGCUAAUCUAGUUCAAACAUCAGUACAGACUCAGAUCUAGCCUUGAUAAUUUGACAUCUCUCAGACUGAAGCACCACAUAACGGGCAGGUCCUCCACUAUUAAAAAAAAACUUCUAAGCACACUAAUUAAAAAAAAAAACCUAUAAACCACAUUUGAUUAGAACUUCUAAGCACACUAGUUGUAGGCCAGGUUCCUUUUGGAAGAAAGGAGACCUACCAGCAAAAGUAAAAAGCAAGAAGAAUCAAACAUGAAAGAAUGACAAUCAAAUAUUUUGCAGACGAUAAGUAACAGAAAAACAACUCCAAUUCAUUAAAUUACUCAGUUUUUUUCUAGAAAGGGGGGGAAAUAAAAAGGGAGCCAUGCAUCAAAAAGGGUAGAAAACAACAUGAUGAUUAUUGAUUAGAAUAGCAAAGAGUGGUCAAAGUUCUUAGCCAAUAUAUAAGAGAAGAGGGAUUUCUGGGCCUGGCCAUUGCAGAGGCAAAGGGCAGCCCUUCCACUCCCAAAUUUAAGACACAAUAAAUACACUCCUUACCCUCCCCCUUCUGCACCAAAUAUUAAAUACGUCGGGAAGCAUAGGAUCCAUGACCUUGACAAUGGGGCAUUCACUGAAAACACUACUGUAAUGUUUUCCAGCUCGUUACUGCAUAAGGACGGGACCCAGUGUAAAUAGGCACCGCAGUUCCCAGUGCCCUCCAUUCAAACCAACUCACUCCUCCCUCCCAUAUCCAGAGUAUUCAAUACUAAGGAACAGGCAGAAAACCCACCGGAAUAAAAGCAGCACGAGACAGAAAAGACCCACAACCAUCACCCACAACAAUCAACAUUAACACCUGGUGGUGGUCAGUGAUCAGGUUUUGCAGACAUCCCAAAUUCUUUAGACCUUCAAAUCAGGUGUUCUCUAUGAACCCACUACAACUGCAAUUGCAUAACCACUACUCAUUUUAUCAAAAAUAAUGGCCAAAAUCCGGUUCAAGACACGUAUUAUACAGCAUUUAUUAUAGAGGCUAAGCUAAUCCUGCCCCUUUUAGGGACAUUGUCAGACCAACCUAAACCAUGUUACUUUAGCAGCAAACCUCACAAAAUAAGCUAAACAUUACGUUUUCUAGGUAUGCAUGUGUUAGGUAUGGCAUUUUGCUGCUGACUAUAGCCCAAAAGCAAACAAAAUGCUGAGCUCCUGGGACUCCUAUCUUUGGAAGGAUCACGAGAGCGAAUCCGCAUCAAACACGGCAGACAGAUUUGGAAUAGCAAUAUCAAUCUACUAACAACCCAAAUUUCUAAAAGCGAAGAAGAAUUCAAUAGCAGAGUACCGAUAGAUUAGAGGGUGGAGUACUUACUACUGUCAUGUUCAUCGAAGUCGAUACUGAUCCGUCUGUCCCGAGUGCAGCAAGCCAAUCUGCUCCUCAUCAACAUCCCUCUUCCCUGCUCAAAAUCAACCAAGAUAUUAUUAUGGUCCAACCCAGCCGUGUGUAAUUUAACAGGCAAUCAGGGCUUGGGGUAGAGAUGACGAUGAGUAGUGAAGAAAUGGAAGCUUCUGCUCUCUCUUUCUAUAUAAUAAUUGUUUGGAUUUGGGAUUAUCAUUGGUUUAAGAAAAAGUUAAGAGAGAGGGAGAGAGGGGAGAGAGGGACAAGAAAACCGGGUAAUGGGGUUUGGGGAGAGUGGAAAACCCAAUCCGUCUACGCAUUAAAUUAGUGGGUGGAGGUUUUGGGAUUCUUCCUCCUCCUUCCUCCAUUUACCAAUUCCGACUGGCUGUGUGUGGACGAACGGUGAUCUUUCCACCGUUAAACGGAGCGCAAAAGUCUACGCUCCGACCACCCACACGAAUGUCCACGAAAAGAAAAAGCCCACACAAUCAGCCAAAAGUUCAGUAAAAGCUGGAAGAGAAGGAAGGAAUUGUUUAAUUGAUUAAUCAGUUCAAAAAAAAGGAACACAAAACGAGAAGAAUCGCAUAGCAACAGUAAAGUUUUCCGAUCGGAAUCGAGGCAAGGAAUUGCCGGCGACGGUCGAUCGCACAAUUAGGCUUUUGUACACCAGCUCAACCACAACGGAAAGACGAAACUGAGAAAUCAUAAGCGAGAGAAAAAGAGAAUGACCGAUACCUGCGAGCGCGGGAACUGCGGGAGCUGGCCGGCGAAGUGAGCAGAUCAGCCGUUAGUAGAAGUAGCAAGUGCACAGGAAUUCAGAGAAGAAGAAGCCGGAGGAAGCAGAUUCCGACCCCCGUGGGCUCGCGGUUGCGGGAAAGGCUAAUGGACGAGUAAGCGCGAGAGAGAGAGGUUUCACAGAGUGCGGGUGAAUGUUGUAGAAAUCCCAAAUCCCGUGGGAAACGGAGAAGGUUUUGUGGAAGAAGCGGGAACUCCAAUGGAGAAAGAAGGAAGGGGGAGUUGCUAAAGAACAAAGAAGAGGAUUUAGGGAGGCGACGCUGCCAUUUUUUGUUUUAUAAUUGACUGGAAGAAGAGAAGAGAAAAUGCACAACUCUCCCUGAUCACUCUGUCAGACUGAUUUGACUGACUGAGCCACACUAAGUUUUUUUUUUUUUUUUUUUUUUUUUUUUUUUUUUUUUACGGUGACUGAGCCAACAAGUUUUGUUUGCCUUUCUUCUUGAAAUUUUCCCUUCCUCGACGUAAUUAGUUCGGCAAGAAAUCGAAUCUGGUCAUGGUUAUGUAUCAAUUUAGUUAGGCCCUCUCACUUUGCAUCGACUAACAAAAAGGUCUCCGAACUUUCGAUUUUGACUGACUCGUCCUCCUAUUAUUAGAUAUUGAACUAAAACAGAAAAGUUUGGUUACAAGGCACGAGUUAGUAAAAUGCGAGGGCGAGAGAUAUUGAAAGUAACCUUCCUGAUUCGAGAGGACAAAGUUAGCAGACAUAAUACCGUAAUUCAAGAAUAUUUACCAUUAUAUGUGGAUGAAUGGUCGAUAAUUCAAACGGAGCAGUGAUUUAAGAAGUCGUCUGCAACUUGUCACCAACACUGUUAAACAAAUUUGCAUCGCUUCUAUCUAAGAGAUUUCAUAUAUAAUAUAAUGUGUCAACUGGUAAUUAUAGCUGAUAGGGUAUCCUAGUAACUAAGGAAGUAAAACCCUAGCUAAUGACAUAAGGAAGAAAAGAAGACAGAAGAGCAUAAAGACAGGGCCAAGAGACAAGGCCAGACACUUGACAUCAGCAAAGACAAGGUGCAGGGGGACACCCUCUGCCAAAAAGUACAAUGUACAAUGUCAGAAGGUCUGAGGCGCCCAACCACAGCAUUUAUGGCUUGGCAGGCGCCCAGACCACUACCUAACCCUCAGAUGUGUAUAAAUAGGAGUUCUCUCCUCAUAAAUGACAAUCCAUCUACUAUUUACUCUAAUUUCUCUCUACUUUCUCUCUCUAUAUACUUCUUCUCUUUUCUCACUCCUACUGAGGUGGGGCGCUUACUCCCUCAUGGUCAUGUCUGACGCCCCAAACCCCUUGGAUCCGAGCGACUCCCAGUCGCCCGGGCUCAAACAAUAGCUAUUGUCGUAUCAAUGAAUCUUACCUAUAAGGUUCAUCUAUCAAACGUCGAUUGAAACCAAAAUUUUAAGUACCGAUGAUGUAACAUUUACGUGCCAAUUCAAUUAAAUUUUUUUUUUUAAAAAAUAAUUCAAGGAUCAAUUCAAAGUGAGAUUCUUGCCGAAAGGUAAAUGGAAAGGUAAUUAAUUAAUUUUUGUUUUGGCAUAAUUUAGGGUCAAAGAUAAGGUAAAUUACAGUUGUUAUCAAAUAGAAGGGGAGGCAGGCAGGCCGGGGCCCGUGGAGUGGCGCCCUGAUUUGACUGCCCCAUUUGCUACAAGCCUACAACUAAACCAACUGCCCAACCAAUCAAUAAAAACAGCAAAAGUUGGGCUUUUCAGGGAGCGCCGGAGCGCCACCGGCAAAGCGCCCCAUCUUUACAGUUUACACGCUCCCUAAUUUCAAAACUUUUAACAACAAAAUCUUAUUACUGUUUGGCCAGCAUAACACAAUUUUAUGAAACGGUUAAUUAGGGUGUGGAACGGUCACUGCAUCAAACUGAUACUUGGACCGGAUUAUAACGAAUCGAAUAUAAUAUGGUCCGGUCUUUAAUCGAGAGGAGUUAGACGGUUAGAGUGGUAACUCUAUAUAGGUUAGCACCAUAAUAACCAUUCUCAUCACCGUUCAUUAUAUUUAAGUUAAAUCUAACGGUAAAUAGUAACAAAGAGCAUGUUUGGUAUUUAAUAAAAUUAAGUUUAAUAACAAAAUAUUUAUAAUAUCUAUCUCGCAGAGAAUUCCAAUGCUGAUAAAAAAAAUAUGUUGUAGUGUUUUUCUUUUCAUGUCAGUAUUGAUUUUAGUCUAAAUGAUAAAUUAGUAGUGAUUUAACACUUUUUUUUCUAGUAAUUCUAAUAAUGAUUUUGAUUGUGUGUUUUAAUCUCUGUUUUCAGAACCGGACCGGAGGCUGAACUGAAAAAGUUAGUGGUUCAGGUUCAGUGAUUAAUCGUUGAUAUAACCGUUCAUGAAAUAUAACAUACAAGACUUGUAUAUUACACUAAUCCAAUAAUGAAGUUAUCAUUGACCAUAAACAAUUUCAACUUCAUAUCAUCACCAAAAUAUCUAAUAAAUCAUUCAAAUCGUCUCACAAUAGAAAUCAUAGUUUUUAAUUCAAAUUAAUAUUUACGAUACUAGUCGAUAGUGGACCACGUAAAGUCGAUAACAAGGUUGAAAAAUGAGAAGAGAAAGAUUAAUAAUUAGUAUCCCUACAUCCAAAACCAGAGGGAAAUAAAGCACAGAACUAUCUGGACAACAAUCUCUUUCGACGUGGUUUGUACUCCUAACAAAAUAUCGAAGUAUCCAUAUCUAAUCAAAGGCAAUUCACACUACAAACUAACAUUUUACAGAUAAUGAAGAUCCUCCUACCUUCUUUGCAGCCUCCUCUACUCUACACAGAUAUGGUUACCAAUCAAGUUAAAUAGCUGAUCUGCCCCCACCCCUGUUUUCUUUUUCACUCUUUAUGACCCUUUACGGGUCGGGAAGGAUCGAGUCAGUGGAUCGGUCCAAAUUUCCCCCCUUAUAAUUUAGUACCUAAAAUUUAUUUUUUACAAAUAAGUCCACAUUUUUAUGAUAAAUUAUGUAUUGGUAUCCAAUUUUUACAAUUUAGUACUAAACUCUUAAAACUUUACAAACAGGUACAAUGUAUUGGUAUGAGGAAUUUGUAGUUGUUAUGGGUCAUAGCGUCUUAAAUUGAACCAACCCUAAGCUGAUCCUGUAGACAAACUGAUCCAGCCUUACAGGUUCAAUGUGUUGGUAUGAGAAAUUUGUUGCUGCUAUGAGUCACCGGGAAAGGGAUUAAUGUCUUCAUUCCUACAAGGCUUUGACGAUCGAUGGCUUGAAUAAAUUGGAAGAUGAUGAGAAAUAGUAAGAACUUGGGGUGAGAAAACUCCAUUUGAGAAAAACUUAGGAGUCGAGAAGGGAGGAACAUACGCAUACUUUUACAUAAGACUAACGAACCGCCGAACCGGUCACAAACUAGUGUACAAUAAAAGAAAGAAAGAACGCUACCUUGUGGCAUGGACUGUCCACCUUCGGUUGACUUGGGCUGAAGCUCGGCAAUGUAAUUUCAGUCCGUAUUGGGCUUUAUUAUGGGCCACCUCCGUGUCCAAUAAUCAAUCAUCAUGUGUAUAAUAUUCGAUCGCAGAAAAUACUCAACUCUCGAGUUUCUACUGCUCCGAUCCUUAACCUAGCCUAGCGCCGGCACCGCCCCUUCUCCUUUUCUCAAUCUCCCAUUCAAAAUGUCGAUUCAAUUUUGUACACAUCGCCGCUCCACGCCCACAUCAUCUUCUAGAACCAGGAUUACGAUAGCGCGCGUUCGUUCUUCGAUUUCCUUAUACGAGUGGGAAAGAGCAACACCCAAAUCCUUUCCGAACUCGAAAAUACCCAAAGCAAGCUUUUCAUACGAAUGCUUAACAUAAAUAAGCUUUGGGUACUCUGUAUUUUAGCAACAUCUCGCAGCAGCAGCAGAACAUUAUGGAUCGUCGUCGGAAGAAUAAUCGGCGGGAGCCACCGAUUCUACGGUCGGAGCCAUGGCUGGUUUACUCCCAUGGGAAGCACAACAAGUCGCAAACUUUCUACAGCUCGUCGGAACGAAGUUGCCAGGUGAGAAACAUCCGCAAGAUGCGAAAUCGAACCAUCUGGGCACAUUGCCAAGGCUGGUUAGUGCUUCUCGAUAUCGAGCAUAGCGAUUGUUCAUUGUUCAACCCUGUCACCAUGGAGGAGCUUCGCUUACCCAGGUUCCCAUUUACUGCGAAGAGUAUCGACCACUGCGCACUUUCCUCUCCUCCUACUACUGAUAAUUGUGUGGUUAUGUGUAUCGAAUAUUGUGGGCGAAGAAAGCAGAGUUCUUUUCACUUCUGUAGGCCAGGGGAUAAAGAUUGGACCACACAGCUAGUGAAGCCGCAACAAGGUCAGUGUUGGUACGAAGAGGAUACCCAUUCCUUCCAUUUCCAAAACAUCGUCAGCUUCAAUGGCGAGUUUUAUGUUGUUUCCGAGUGCUGUCAAGGCCUCUUCAAGGUUCAGUUGGCAAUUGACGAGCUUGGUACUACUAACAAUGAUGCCUCAGUGGAGUUACUUGAUAUGAAGUUGAGGGAGCCAGGGGAUCACUUCGUUAGUAGCACUAUGAUGAGCUCUUCCUUCAUGGUUCAGGGCUCACCUACUGAACUAAUGACUGUCAAGCUAUACUACGGUGACAAUAGAGACACUGACUCCAGCUUUAAGGUUCGUAGCGUCGAGGGCUUUAAGAUUGGUGUAAAGCAACUGAACUUGUAUAAGGCCAAUUUCCAGGAACGAAAAUGGGAACGCUUGGAGACAUUGCCCGAAGACACUGCUAUCUUCUUAGGCUCCAAUAGCAAUAAUGCCGUCUCUUAUCAAAUCCCAAGAAGACAGGAAUUCGAUGUGGGAGGAGGACUUGUUCGUGGGAACACGGUGUACUUUACGACUACGAGUGCCGGGUAUCUUUACGCGUAUGACGUUGGAGACAGAAGUAUAAGCGUCUCUUUAGUAUGUUCUAAAGCUAACAGACCUGAUUAUUCUGAACCGCAUUGGAUUAUGCCCCUUGGUUGCUCGUCUUCAACGGAUGAUCCUCAACGAGAAUUCGAAAUCUCGCCCGAUGAGAUUGGCAACGAGCCGCAGAUUAUUCUCUCGUCGACGACGGGCAACAACAACAGUAGCAGCACUACUGAUCAUGAUGGACGACAUUGGUCGUACGACAUUCCAAGGUCGUCUCUACAUCGUCAAACGAUCGAGGAAUCAUUCUUUCCCGAUUCUCUUACACAGAGGAGUGAAUGGGGAGGUAGUCAGCUUAUUCAACCCAAUUACCAGUGUAACAAGUAUCUUGUCUUUCGACGCUUGGAGUCUGAGAGACGCAGUCAUUCGCUGCUCCAAACACGGAUGGUUGCUUAUGUCACAAGGACUUGGGGUUGAUCAACUGUUCUUUUUCAAUCCUUUUACCAAAGACAGGAUCAACCUUCCUAUGCUGCCAUAUGACUUUGAAGGGAUCACAUUCUCGUCUCCGCCGACAUCCUUUAACUGCCUGGUUAUUUGCUACUCUGCUUGGUGGCAGCAAAUGGUGAUAUCCUUUAUUUAUCGAGGACAUCACUGGACUGAUUAUCAGGUAACGAGCUACACCAGUGAUUUCAUGAGCCCUUUCAGUAAUCCAAUUUACCACAAAGGAUUGCUAUGUUUUAUGGGAAAGAACGCAGAUCUUUGCAUUCAUGACUUUGAACAAAGAACCACCAAGACGAUAGAGCUUCCUCAUAGAUCUUGUACGUCAGUACAAAGAAGCUAUCUGUUGGAGUGCAAUGGGAAGCUUUUGUCGGUGUUGAUAGGCCACAUGGGAAAGGUUCUGGAGGUAUAUGCACUCGAUCAAGAAGCCAUUACUUGGAAAGAACUGGAUGACCUCGAAGACAAUAUGCUGUUUGUGAGCGCUGCUUCUGCAUUAUCAGCAACAAAUAGUGGAGAGAAGAUUUCCUGCUUGGGGAACAAGGUGUUUCUGGACAGGUUUAAGGAGAAGGACGGCGUGUUUUAUUCUCUGGCAACAAGAAAGUUUCAUACUUUUUGGAGCGGAUACAACAGUGAUGAUUGUUGCAACACCAAAGAAUUUAUCAAUUGUGCAUGGAUUGAACCAAGCUUCAAAACUCACACGAAAGAUGAGCUUCAAUGGUGGUAACGGUUUCGAUCUGUAGUUCUUGUGGAGGAAAGCGAUUGAAAUUCAUCCAUAACCUGUAAUCUAGAGCGAUCGUUUCUAAUUUAAAUGUGAUAUUUCUAGUACUCUUUUGCUUUUUGGCUUUCGCCAUGAUUUGGAACAAUCAAUAGAGCUAUUUUAA